Molecule: messenger RNA, 234 nt
Organism: Necator americanus (New World hookworm)
Lineage: Eukaryota; Metazoa; Nematoda; Chromadorea; Rhabditida; Ancylostomatidae
Exons: 4
Coding region: 1-234 (77 amino acids)
Source: RefSeq, a predicted model, not a curated record
AUGACAUACAUCCGUGUUAGAAUCAGGAGGCAGAAUUCCUGCGUGGUCCACGUUGGGACCGCACACGUUGCCUCCAUACUAUGGCAAGACCACACAUAUGGAUGGCCCUGGACCACCCAUGAACUGUAUUCUUUCGGCAAGGACAACGUUUCAUCGAAGACGGUGGGUCUCCCAGCCCGUAUCAGGAUGAUCGAAACGUGGGUGAUUUACCGCAUAGCCGCUCCACGAACGUAG